Molecule: messenger RNA, 17748 nt
Organism: Anopheles cruzii
Lineage: Eukaryota; Metazoa; Arthropoda; Insecta; Diptera; Culicidae
Gene: mask
Product: ankyrin repeat and KH domain-containing protein mask
Exons: 20
Coding region: 1-14454 (4817 amino acids)
Biological process (GO): innate immune response
Cellular component (GO): cytoplasm
Molecular function (GO): protein binding; RNA binding
Source: RefSeq, a predicted model, not a curated record
AUGCAGAAUGUGGAACAAUCCGGAGUGAAAAACCGGGAUAAAUUGGUUAAAUCAGUGAUUCAGCAGACACCAUCGAAAUCGCAGCUGUCUUCGUCGUCUUCGUCGCCGUCGCCCUCUUUAUCCUCGUCAACAUCGUCAGGAACAGGAGCACCACCGAAGGCUUCGUCAUCGCCACCAUCGAAGAAUAGCAGCAAAGGCAGCAAAGGCAGCACUAUCGGUGGUGGUAGUAGCAGCACUGGUGGUGGUAUUAGUAGUGGCAAUAGUGGAGAAAUAGGCGGUGAACAGGGGGCCACUGCUUCUGCCGUUACUGGUGCAUCCGCCGCCACCGUUCCUGAUGCUGCUGCAACGGCACCAUCGGUAAAGAAGUCGUAUGCAGCGCAGGACGAUGGUUUCGGGUCGGUCGUCGCAAAUAACCACCUAACGACCGCUUCACCCGAAUCUGUCGCUAUUGGCCGCCUGCGCCAGCCACCACCACCAUCGCCAGAACCUGAGGCGUUGGCCGACGAUCCGGACGUAGAAGUGGUUGACGCGCUCGCCGCCUCAUCAGCUGCUGGCGUGGUCGGUGCAACUGCAUCCGGCACCACUGAGCGGAGCUCGUGCGAAGCUUUCGUUCCACCUCCCGCCAGCAAAGUACGGCUCCAAGUAGUGAGCAAGAAAGCUGGCAACAUAAGUAGUAAAAACAAUUCUAAAAAUAAUGAUAAGACAAUGUCGGCGACGAAGAGUUCAUCAACAGCAGCAGCCAUUGCUGCGCCAGCUACAACACCGCCCUCACCAACCGUGCCACCUACUGCCACAUCCGCCCCGGGUCCGGGAGGCGAGGAUGCUACCGUUGUGAAUGGCAGAAACGGUAAGCCAGGUGCCGAGGGCGGUGUCGCCGUCCCAACCGCCAAGGUGCCACCGGGCGGUGGGUCCGGCUCUGGCGGCGCCAACAAGUCGUCGAGUACUAACAAACUUUCCAGCAAUAAUUCGUCCCCUGCCAAAUCGGAUACGGAGACAUUUUCCGAGUUUCAGCCUCGCGUAUCGGACUCAUCGGAAUCGGACGAGGAAUCGGUAUCGGAGAUUUUGCUGGCUUGCCUGUGUCUAAGGCCAGAUCUGCUGGUUGACUCCUUUCCAUUAGAUCAGCAAUCGAUCGAAAUUCCAGAAACGGAGUGUUCGGAUAGUUGCGAAAAUGAUGUCGAUAUGGAUGAGUCGGACAGUUGCGACAACGAUGCCGACGAUAAUGAUGAUUCCGAAGAAGACGAUGAAGAUGAUGAUGAAAUGGUUCAUAGUACAGUGCCGGGUAAAUUUCUCCUAGAGAACGAUGACGACACUGACCAUGAAAGAGACGAAGCAGCGCAUGCACUGACGCGAAUGAAGUCCAGUGACGGUAGUCCCAGGGAUAAAACUCUAAUAUCACGUACGCUGAUUGCUGCCUGCACCGAUAACGACGUGACAACCGUCCGGAAGCUGCUCUGCGAGGGAGGCAAUUCGCUGAGCGAAGCUACCGAGGAGGGUGAUUCGCUGCUGUCGCUGGCAUGUUCCGCGGGCUAUUACGAAUUAGCUCAGGUCCUGCUAGCGAUGUCCGCACAGGUGGACGACCGUGGCCAAAAGAACGACUGUACCCCGCUGAUGGAAGCGGCAUCGGCUGGUCAUGUCGACAUCAUCGAGCUGCUGUUCAAACAUGGUGCGGACGUAAACGCACAGUCCUCGACCGGUAACACGCCGCUCAUGUAUGCGUGCGCAGGAGGGCACGAGCGGGCGGUCAAGGUGCUACUGGAGCACGGUGCCAAUGUGGAAGAUCAUAACGAAAACGGGCAUACGCCGCUGAUGGAAGCCGCAUCUGCCGGUCAUGUUGGUGUGGCGAAGAUACUGCUGGAACACGGAGCGGGCAUCAACACACAUUCGAACGAGUUUAAGGAGAGUGCGCUAACGCUGGCCUGCUACAAGGGUCAUCUCGAUAUGGUGCGCUAUCUGCUCGAGGCUGGUGCGGAUCAGGAGCAUAAGACGGACGAAAUGCACACAGCGUUGAUGGAGGCGUCCAUGGAUGGGCACGUGGAGGUGGCGCGGUUGCUCCUAGAUUCCGGUGCGCAGGUUAACAUGCCGACGGAUUCGUUCGAGUCUCCGCUCACGCUGGCCGCUUGCGGUGGCCACGUCGAUUUGGCCAUGCUGCUGAUCGAUCGUGGUGCCAACAUCGAGGAGGUGAACGAUGAAGGCUACACUCCGCUCAUGGAAGCGGCGAGGGAAGGUCAUGAGGAAAUGGUAGCAUUAUUGCUACAACAGAAUGCGCAGAUUAAUGCUCAAACUGAAGAAACUCAGGAAACCGCCCUGACGCUGGCCUGCUGCGGAGGGUUCAUCGAAGUGGCAGAUUAUCUCAUCAAAAACGGUGCCGACAUAGAGCUGGGUGCAUCGACCCCGCUGAUGGAGGCCGCCCAAGAAGGGCACAUCGACUUGGUGCGGUUCCUGCUGCAGAACGGUGCCAACGUACACGCGCAGACGCAAACUGGCGACACGGCGUUGACUUACGCGUGCGAAAACGGUCACACGGAGGUUGCAGACAUCCUACUGUACUACGGUGCCGAGUUGGAGCACGAGUCCGAGGGUGGCCGCACACCCCUGAUGAAGGCGUGCCGCGCCGGUCACUGGUGCAUCGUAAAGUUCCUUAUCGAGAAGGGCGCAGAGGUGAAUCGAAAUACGACAAACAACGACCAUACGCCGCUUUCGCUGGCGUGCACCGGUGGCCAUCAGAACAUCGUGGAGUUGCUGCUGAAGAACGGUGCCGAUCCGUUCCACAAGCUGAAGGACAACAGUACGAUGCUGAUCGAGGCGGCCAAAGGAGGUCACAUCGGCGUGGUGCAGUUGUUACUCGACUUUCCGCACUCACUGAUGAGCACGAACGCUGCAGCGGCAGCCGCCGUUGCCCAGCAGCAAAACAUGCUUAACAAUGGGCAAAUCCAGUUGCAAGCGCAGCAACAUCAGCAGCUGCAACAUCAACAGCAACAGCUGCAACAGCAAGCCCAGCAGCUGCUCAUUGCUGAGAAUCAACAUCAGCAACAACAGCAGCAGCAACAGCAGCAGCAACAGCAACAACAGCAGCAGCAGCAACAAAAACAGCAGCAACAACAGCAGCAGCAGCAGCAGCAACAGCUGCAUCAGCAACAGCAACAGCAGCUGCAUCAGCAACAGCAACAGCAGUUGCAACAACAGCAACUGUUGGCUGCUCCACCCGGUCUGCAUGAGGUCCCAGAAGCUAUUCGUGUUAGCAAUAAGCAAAUCUUCCAACUGCCAGCGAAGGAAGUGCUCGAACAGCAGCAGCAAACACCUUCUUCGCAGCAAACCCAUAUUCUGACGCAGCAGCAGCACCAACAACAGCAGCAGCAAAUGCAUCAGCACCAGCAGCUAAUUGCCAACAGCCACCAGCUGCUAAAUCAGGCGAGCAUGCUCCUCGACGGAAGCGGCAACGACACCACGUCCCUGGCGAAGCAUCUGCUCGAGAUUCAGGAACCCUCGCUGAAGGAAACUUUCCUCGAGGGCUUGGCCAUGGGUUUGCGCUCCCGAGCGCGACGCAUGACGAAUGCUACAACAGCGGCAUCGACAACACCUCCUAUUGGUGGGCAGCCACAGACCCUGCACGAUCAGCCGACAGCCGCUCAGGAACAGCUAAUCCACUACAUCAGUCAGCACCAGCAAGGACUGCUGCAGGGGGGAAGUGGCAACGCGAGUGUGGCCUAUCCGCAGCACCCGCCUCUCCAGCAGCUGCAGCAGCAGCAGCAAGUGGCGUCCGCAGUUGGUGGAACUAUCAACAGCGGCGGUGUUGCGGUAUCCGCUGGUACCAAGCAGCAGCAGCGCAGUUUGUUGCGCAAGAAGCUCCAACAACAGACGACCGCAACAACACCACUGCCUUCAUCGUUCGAACCAAAUCUUACGAGUUCUGAGGCGCAGCAGGUGCGCAGCGAACCCAUUGGCGAGGACAACAAUGUCUGCUCAGGAGGGAGUGGCCAGCAACAGCAACAACAGCAGCAGCUGGUAAGGGGUGCCAGUGCCAGCAGCACUGGCGUCCCGAUGCGUUCGGACUAUGAACAGUAUCAAAAGCAAAUGCGCGAGAUGUAUCAGAAGAAGGCCAACAUCCAGUUCAUUUGCGAUGCCAACGGUCCACCGUCGACUCUGCUACCGCCAACCGGAACGUACAUCGAUAUAACUACACCGGUGCAAGCGGGAAAACCUUCCGCCGAAGGUGAUGCGGAUGGCGCAGGAAACAAUGCUGGAUUAGUUUUCGCUUCUUCAUUGGCAACUAGCAGCACCUUGCCUAAGUUGCCACAGCAUUUGCAGCUCGCAGCCAACGUUGCAGUCAGUAGCAACGCAGCGCCUGCUAUUCCACCUUCUGCAGGUUUGGCAUCGGUUAGCAACACAACGCCAAUGGUCUACAGCAUUGGUGGUGGUAGUGGUGGUAGCGGAACACCGCUGACUGCACCAUCCGAAGUGUCCCAGAGUACCGCUAUCAGCGAUCGUCCAAAGGUGAAGCCCGUUUCGAAAAAGGACGCAAAGAACAAUCGCAAAACCGCGGCAGCGGCGGCGGCCGCAGCAGCCGCAGCCGCAGCCGUCGCCACUGCGACGGCGACUGUUCAGCAACAGCAGCAGCAGCAAUCGCUGUGGACCACGGGUGGCACCAAUAACAACAACACGGUCACCGGAGGAACAAAUGCUUCUGUUCUGCAACAGAAUCAAAUGGUGUCAAUUUACAACAACUUGUCUGUGAUUUCAAGUUCCGAGCCGAACGUGCAGCUACUGCAGCAGUCGAUGUCGAACUUGAAUCUGCAGUCACAGUCCGAAACGCUUUCUCAGUCCGCUGCCAGUAACAAUAACGGCGACGCGUCCGGUGUUAAGGUGGACGAUGAUGGUCAACCUUCUUCUGCCGGCGACGGUGCGGUUUCGGCGUUGCCCAACAAUCUGUCGGUUAUCAAAAAUAUUUCGACGGCAGGAAAACGGGCUGCAGUGGACAGCGUUGAUGACAUAGCGCCGGCGAUUGCUGCCGAACCAGAGGAAAGCGAUUGCCAGCAACCGGAGCAACCAGAUCGUUGUGGUGAUGUUGCAGAAACCGAGGAAAAGUCUCCAUCACCGUCGUUGGUGUCCACAGCCGAAACAUCGGCCGUUGCUGACACUGCUGCGCCAUCCGCUACUGGGCCAGCGGUGACAGGAGAGUUGAAUGCUGCCACGACUAACGUAGCCGAUGGUAUAGGCGACGGGGCCGCUAGUGACACUGCCAGCAGCACCAGCAACAGCAGCAACAGCAGCACCGCUAGCAGUAGCAACAGCGGCAGCAGCAGUGCGUGCAGUGCCGCGAGUAGCAGCAGCAACAACUCCACCACCAGCACUACAACCACCGGAAGCGGUGGCGAUGGAGCAGCUAGCAGUGACAGCAGCAGCGGAGGAAGCGCGGUUAGUGGAACCAGCAGCACCACCGGAAACGGCAAUGCGAUCGCUGCUGGCGGCGGCGGCGAUGGUGUCAGUGUCGAUGGCAGCAACAACAGCGGCACUGCUAGCAGCAGCAACGUUGUUUGCAGUGCUGGACUUGCUUCCUCCGACCAGGACAACCAGUUCAAUCUGUUUGCACUGGUCGAUCGGAAGGUGAUGCGCAAAAUUGCUCAGCGGCUGCUGGGCGAUCUGCCAAAGUUACCGUCGGACGCUACGCCGGGUUGUUCAACGAUGGAUGUCCCGCCGGCGUCACCACCACCACUGAUAAAUGCUGAACUGGACUACCCUGAGUUGUCGCGCAUUUUGUGCAGCUUCAGUCGAUCGGAGCUGCUGCCCAGUUCGGAAUUCGUGCAGGUUCACCAGCAUAUGUCCAACAUUAUUCAACACAAGGGAGGAAGCAAUCCGAUCAAGAUUAGCGACGCGUCCGACGGCCACCAGUACGUCGAGGAGGGUGAAGAACACUUGCCAAUGUUCAACAUCGAGGAGUCGGACGCCGACGGUAUGGUGGCGGAAUGUGUCGCCGGAAUGUAUCCCAUGUUGGACGAAUCCCUCGAACCGUACCACACCGAAGACGGUGCCGGUGGUGCCGGGCAGGCACAAGGUUCACGGGAAUCGUACAACUAUGAGUGGGUUGAGUGCAUCGACGAGGUGAUCCACGCCCUGAACGGCUGUACCGACAUUCCGGUAGCACUACAGGAAAUGGCUGCCAACCUGACGUGCCAGGAUAUCGAUGCGUACGCCAAUCUGAUCGGCAUGAACUCGUUCUGCAAGACACGCUGGGCCGGAAACCAGAACCAACUGACGUCCGGCACGUCAUCGCCGGCGGAGGAGGAUGGCAACAACCUUAACCUCCAGGACGAGCAGUGCGCGUUCCGGCAGGGACAGGCCGCCGCCAACCAGCUUCUCGGAUUUGAUCCGCAGCAGCAAUUUUCCUUGGAUCAACUACAUCUGCUCAGUCAACUGCAGGCGUCCGCUUCCGGUACGGUAUUGCACCAUCCGUCGACGGGUAGUGGGGCCGAUGGGCAACAGCCAAAGCUCGUUUUCAACGUAGACGCAGAUAAAGCCUCGCAGGUGCACUUGCUAUUUCAACUGCCCAACGUACAGCAGCAGCAGCAGCAGUCGUCUGUGCAGCAGCAGCAGGAUCAGCAACAGCAUGAUUCCAACAUGAUUCUUAACACUAGCCAGCAACAAACGUCGCAGCAGCAACAAGCGACCGCCCAACAGUGCAACGUGACGCUACAGUCGCAUGCCGCGGCAGCGGCCGCCGCUGCUCUGCAGCACGCUCAGAUGCAGCAACAAUUUCAUGCGCAAAACAUUGCCGCCGGUUCUGUUAUCCUUCAACAGCAGCAACAACAGCAACAACAACAGCAGCAGCAGCAGCAACAUCUGCAGUCUCAGGCCCAGGGACAGCAGCAUUGCAUGCAGCAUGCCGCAACUCAGAUGCAGGUCGCAACCCAAACAACCUCCCAACCGGUCGUGGUGGCCGGAAGUGGUGAAUUGGUGCCCCAAGCUGUAGGCGGUGGCGGCAAUAUGCUCGCUUCGAACCCGCCGCAGUUGAUGCAAAUCUUCGAAGCAGCGCCUCCGAGCGGAAAAAUGGGCGGCGGUGGUGGCAGUGGUGGAAAGAAAGGAGAAAAGAAUCGUAAGGAGAAAAAUCGUCUCGCGAUGCCGGGCUCGGUACGGCAAGCGCCAGCUGGCCAGCAAGCAUCGCCAGCGAUCAUGAAUGAAGUGUUGGCCGGCAGCAUCUAUCCGACGAACGGCACCGUCGGUGCUGGUGGACCGGCGGCGAUGGUGACGGGCCAGACCACGAUCGGUACGGUGGCGGCGACCGCAUACCCGCGGGGCAUCAUUCCCCCGCAGGGUGGUAUGGUGUUGCCGGAGCGUAUGAUCGACGUCGACUCGGAGACCGAUUCGAACCAUGACACGGCACUCACGCUGGCUUGUGCGGGGGGACACGAGGAGCUGGUCGAGCUGCUGAUCAACCGGGGCGCCAACAUUGAGCAUAAGGACAAGAAGGGCUUUACGCCGCUCAUACUGGCCGCCACGGCCGGCCACGAGAAGGCGGUCGACACGUUGCUGCGCAACGGUGCCGAGCUGGAGGCGCAAUCGGAGCGCACGAAGGAUACGCCCCUGUCGCUCGCUUGCUCCGGAGGCCGCUACGAGGUGGUCGAACUGCUGUUGAGCAUGAACGCGAACCGAGAGCACCGUAACGUGUCCGACUACACGCCGCUCAGCUUGGCCGCGAGCGGAGGGUACGUGAACAUCAUCAAGCUGCUGCUGCAGCACGGAGCCGAGAUCAAUUCGCGCACCGGCAGCAAGCUGGGCAUUUCGCCGCUCAUGCUGGCGGCCAUGAACGGGCACACGGCGGCCGUGAAGCUGCUGCUCGACAUGGGAUCCGACAUUAAUGCGCAGAUCGAGACGAACCGCAACACGGCGCUAACGCUCGCCUGCUUCCAGGGUCGGCACGAGGUGGUCAGUCUGCUGCUCGAUCGCAAGGCCAACGUGGAGCAUCGGGCCAAAACCGGACUGACGCCCCUGAUGGAGGCUGCCUCCGGUGGGUACAUCGACGUGGGCCGAGUGUUGCUCGAUAAGGGAGCGGACGUGAACGCGGCACCGGUUCCGUCGUCCCGCGACACUGCGCUGACGAUCGCCGCCGACAAAGGGCACCUCAAGUUCGUGGAACUGCUUCUGUCGCGCGGCGCGGCGGUUGAGGUGAAAAACAAGAAAGGAAACUCCCCGCUGUGGUUGGCCGCAAACGGUGGCCACCUGGGUGUGGUGGAGCUUUUGUGCAGCGCGGGAGCAGACAUCGACUCGCAAGACAACCGCAAGGUGUCCUGCCUGAUGGCCGCCUUCCGGAAGGGCCACACGAAGGUGGUCAAGUGGAUGGUGUGUCACGUCACGCAGUUCCCGUCGGAUCAGGAGAUGACGCGCUUCAUUAGCACGUUCAGCGAGCAGGAACUGCUCGAAAAGUGUCACGACUGUGUGAAGGUGAUCCGCGCCGCAAAGGACCAGCAGGCCACGAAGGCAAAUAUGAACGCCUCGAUACUGCUGAAGGAGCUCGAUCUGGAGCGGACGCGCGAAGAAAAUCGAAAGGCGGCGGCGGCCAAACGGCGAGAGCGUAAGAAGCGUCGCAAGGCGGAAAAACGCGAACAGCGCAAGCACACCACCGACGACAACGUUGACCCCGAGCCCGAGGACGAGGACGAAGGCGAGGAGGAUAAGGACGAAGAUAACGACAGCGACCACGACGAGGACGAGCUGCUCCUGUCGGCCGCUAUCGCUCAGGUUCACAGCAACAGCCGAGCGCAGAAUGAUCAUAAACACCAGCAACAACAGCAGCAGCAGCAGCAGCAACAGCAGCGCGAGAAGGACAAAGAUAAGGCGGUCAAAGAGAAAGAUAAGCAGCAGCACAAGGAGGCGAAUGCGGCUUCGGCAUCCUCUUCACAAAAUACACGCCAACCGCAGCAGCAGCAGCAACAGCAGCAAAUGUUCCAGUAUCGCCAAGUGCCGAUAUUGUAUCAAGGGCAGGAGGAGGGCGAUUCCGGCAUCGAUGCCAACAGUCAGGGAUCGUGCUCGAGUUCGGACGUCAAAUCGUCGAACGCGCUGGAGCAGAAAAAGAACAACAAAAAGCGCAAGCAGCAGCAGCAGCAACAGCAAAUGGCACGUGGCACGAUCGCUUCGACCAACGCGGCCGGUGCCGCCAGGACGGCCAGUUCCAAGGCGGCCCUGACGUCGGCAUCAUCCUCAUCGUCUGCGUCGACCAGCAAAGCAUCCCAGGGCCAAACCACCGCUGCCGCCGGCAACCAGAACGGCGGUAACGCCAAUGCGACACCAGCCGCCGUUACUAAUCGGCAAUCGAAAAGCCCGGAGAGUGCCUCGGCAGGAGCGUCGUCGAACAAUGUCAACAACCCUGUGGUGCAGGAUAAAAACUCAAAAGACAAAAUUCGACGUCAGCAGCAGCAGCAGCAAGAUAAGGAGCAGCAGCAACCGUACAGCAAAGAUCGCGAGAAGCGUGAAAAGAGCGAAAAGGAAAAUGUGGCUCCGAAAGAUGAGCAUCAUCAUCCGCAGCAACACGGCGGUGGAAAAGCGAUCAAAAACGAGAAGAAAACCGGAGCCGGUGGCGAUCAGCAGCAGCAGCACCACAACAAUCACGCAAUGUCGGCGGGAUCGACGGCAACGGGAUCGGGCAACAGUGGUGGGGGGGCAACGCAGCACCACCAACAGAGCGCCGGUGGCCAAACGCAAGCUGCCAACCGUAAAUCGAUCAUUGUAUUCGGUUCCAGCGCCAACAGCACCAAUCGGCACGGAGCAGAGCACCACCACGGCGAUGAACCGUUUCCGGCAGCAGCUACGACCGGCAGUUCCUUCUACAACGCCAGCUCCUCGACUGCCUCGGGCAAGAAAACGCACGGCAACAAGACGUUCUACAGCAACACUAACGACGAUCACGGUAAGGGGGGAUCCUCCGCUAGUCCGAUGAAGCAACAGCAGCAACACAGCCAGCAUCACCACCAUCAGCAUCAGCAGCAACCGUCCGGCGGAAGCGGAGCCGGAAACCCUCAGCAACACGGUGGCGGCGGCGGCAUGGUGACGAAACGCGAAGAAGGCUGGAAGGAGGUGGUGCGCAAGAGCUCCGUCCAACAGAGCCAAUCGUCGGCCUCUUCGCCGAUGGAAUGCCGCAAGGUGCAAGUGCCGGUGCACGCGAUUUCGCGUGUGAUUGGUCGUGCGGGAAGCAACAUUAAUGCGAUCCGUGCCGCGACCGGGGCUCACAUUGAGGUGGAGAAGCAGGGCAAGAGUCAGGGCGAUCGGUCGAUCACCAUCAAGGGAUCACAGGAAGCGACCAAACAGGCGCACUCGCUAAUCGUGACGCUGAUCAAGGAUCCCGACGUAGACAUUCUGCUUAUGCUGCCGAAGCACAACAGCAGCAGUAGCACCACCACUGCCAGCGGCAGCAGCAGCUCGGGAGCACAAAGAAGUUCCGCCGCCACCAGCGCCUCGGCUUUCUCCAGCACGACAGCAUCGUCUGGCUCGGGAAGCGCGUCGUCCUCUUCGGGUGCCGCCCCUACGACCGGCGGUGGUACCUCGUCGAUGUUUGGUUCGGCGGCAUCCAGCAACACGGGCAGCUACUCGCACCAACAGGCCCCGAUACCGAUUGUUCCGGCCGCGAUCAUCCCCUCGAAUGGGGUAGCGCCGACCAUGUCCGCCAUCGUGGCCUCGGGUGGAGUUGCGGCGGCCGCUGCCGCUGCAGCUGCUGCCGCCGCUGCGGCCGCAGCUACGGCAGCCUCAGCCUCUGGUGGCAGCGCGGGGCAGCAUUCGCUUGGCAAAACCGUCGGCAACAACAAACAGUCCGGCUUUUUGGCGUCCAACAAACCCACGGUCAGCGGGAGCGCGGUACAGGGAGGAAUUAGUAACGCGAAACCACCGAUUGGGUCAAUUCCAUCGGCAGGCGGCGCCAAUAACAUCUCCGGUGCUCGUCCAACCGCAGCAAAAAAUCUGUUCAUGUCAUCUUCCGUCUCAUCCACUCAGCAGCAGCAGCAGCAGCAGUCACGGGCUAUGGCAUCUGGCAACAGUGGAGGUGUCACGACUGUGCCAUACAGUAACGCAGUGGCUGGCAGUGGGUCACCAGCCGGCACUGGCCCGGGCAAAGAAGCCAAGCGUUCGGGACCGCCAGUCGGUGCUGGUACCGGCGGUAGUAUGAUGGGCAGUUCCGUAGGAGGUAACCCGAAAGCAAACCAUUCUCAUUCAGGCCCAAUGGCCAGCGGCACCGGUUCGGCGUCAUUCACUGGCGCUAACGGAAUGAUGCCGCCGAUCAAGAAGGGUAUGAACAAGAGCGAACCCCUGCCACAACGAACCGGAGCGGCCAACAACACCUCCUUAGUGGCGGGCACGUUUGCCAAACUGGUUGCGGCGGACGGCGGAAAUUCUGGUAGUGUCAUCGCGAACAGUAACCAAGGCAAGCAAAUGGCAGCGACUGCGCCCAUUGCAAACACCACAGGCCAACAACAACAGGCCCAGCAGCAGCAGCAGCAGCAACAGUACUCACAAACAUCCUCGAGUGCUGGCACUCGCUCCGGCAAUCUGCCAAUGCAGCAGCAGCAACAACAGCAACAAUCGCCUGCUAAAGGAUCGUCGGGUGUAGGAAUGUCGACGGCACCGUUUGCCAACUCCUUUGCCGGUGCGAAUCCAGCAGGUUCCGCGCAACAGCCGAAGAUAUCCACGUUUAUUCCUCCGAUCGCAACGAGUGGUCCGGGACCAACGAUCGCAGAACCGUCGGCUCAUCCACCGCUGCCACCCAUCAGUGCUCCGAUUACGGCAAAUCCUCAUGCCGCGCCCGGUAGUGGCCGAUCGAUCACGCCGAUUGGCCAGCAACCUCAGCACCACCAUCACCACCAGCACCAAUCGUCAUCAGCAUCUUCGACGGCCACCGGACCGAUCGGUAGUCGCAGUGUAACGACUCCAUCGCCACUACUGCACCAACCACAAGCCGGUGGUGUCCAGCUUGGAUCGCCACCUUCGUCACUGAACGCAGCUCCCGGUGGACAGCUGCAGUCGAAAGCGCCGGGUGGAAGUGGCAACCUACCGCAGCAGCAGCAACAGUCUCAUCCUGCACCACAGCAAACGAACGAAUAUUCGCUGUUCAACGAUCCGUUCAGCCAGUGGGGGACGGGUCCAUCGGCGGCUGGCGGUGGUUCUUCCGCCGCCAGCGGUGGCUCCGCUGACACGGAGGUGGGCAAAUCGGUAAUGUACGGGGCUGCGGGACACCAUCAGCAGCAACAGCAUCAUCAACAGCUUCACCACCAGCACCACCACCAGCAUCAUCCGCAUCUUCCGCCGCACCAUCCACACUCCGCGGUCGGUGGAAGUGGCGGGACCGGCGGUGGUCCUUCGUUCAUGGAGAAUCCUCCAACACUACAGGUCGACGCAUCGAAAGCGCCAGGAUAUCGCGGAAACUCGAUUUCAUCCCCAGGCAGCUCGAAAGCAUCGAGCACAGCGACAUCACCUCCAUCGUCAGUCCUGUCUUCGCAUCAGCAGCAGCAGCAGCAGCACCAUCAGUCCCUGGCACACCAGGCCAUGCAGCCACACGGAACUGGUGGCCAUCCGUCGAUGCACCACCCAUCACAACAGCAUCCUCAUCAACAGCAGCAGCAGCACCAUCACCACCAGCAACAGUCCCUGCUGGCGGCAGCGGCCUCGUUGCACAUGCUAAACACUACCAGUGGCAGCACCGGAGGAAGCGGAUCAUCGCUCAAUUCCGGUCUCGGACACGUUCCCGUUUCCGGUGUGCCUCCAAUGUCUAGCGCUGGACCGCCUGUGGCCGUAUCAUCACAGUCGAUGGUAACCGCAACUGCCGCUGGUCAGCAACAACCGUUGCCACCAUCUUCUUCAUCUUCGGCCGUAAUGCCCUCCGCGAUCGGUACACAGCCGUACCCAUCGCCGAACGACGCGGUGGUCGGUGCGUGCAUGAUCAAGCCAACGCCGCUCCCCUCGAUGCUGGUAGGCAGCGCCACGGCCAACGGUGCCAAUAACGUCGUCGGUCAGGCCGCGCUACAGCGCUCGAUGAUGUCUCUUUCCUCGCAGAUGCGCCCACCGCCACCGGAUUAUCUCGGUGGUGGCGGUGGCGGCGGCGUCGGACGCGACCAUUCCGGUGGCAUGCCGCAACAGCAAGCACCGGUCGGUAGCUCUCGUCCUCCACCACCGUUGAUGUUCGAUACGGUCGUUAACCACCUUGGCGGCGGCGCGGGUGGUGGCCUGCCGGGAAGCGAUGGGUUGCAGUCGUCAUCCUACCAAACGCACCAUCUCGGGCUCGGUGGCGCCGGCGGCACAGUCGGCAGUCUUCCACCGAUUUCGCGCCUCAACCCGAAAGCAUCGGCCUUCUCGGGUGUACCAUCAGUCAUCCAGCCGCCACUCGCAGCCCAUGGCCAUCAGGCUGGUAAAAUGAACCAAUCGAACCAGCAACAUCAACAUCAGCAGCCAUACGGCGGCGGUACGGGUGGUGGCGGUGGUGGUGGCAUGUUCCACGCACCUCCUCCGAUCGGUAUGGGUGGCAAGUAUCCGUCGAUGUCAUCCUACAGUCUUGCGCCGGGGCGUCCCAACAACCAGCACCAACAGCAGCACGGACCGCCACCACCACCGGGAAGCAACCAUCGGGGUGGCGCUGGUGUUGGUUCCGGGAUUGGUGGUGGUGUUGGUGCCUCGAACAAUUGGUUCGCGUCGGAGCUCGGUCAUCAGCUGCAGCAGCAGCAACAGCAGCAGCAGCAGCGAUCCGACAGUCUGAUGGGCAUGGAGAACGGGCUUGCGAUGGCGCUCGGUAACUCACCGACAAUCUCACCGAACAACAACACACAGCAGACGGCGGCCAAUGGCGGUGUUUCGCUGGCACAGCAACAGUCCACGAUGGACGAUGCUCGCAAGCUGCCCCGCGCCAUCGGUACGGAGCGUGCCUGGAAGUAUGGCGGAAACGGUAGCGUCGGUAUCGGUGGUACGGGUGGCGGCGGCAGUGCCAACGCCCCUCCCGGGGUCGGCGGAAUCAUGUACAACCCGACCGGAAUGGGCGGAUACGCGGCAUUGGAUGGGUCGGACCUGAUGAAUGGUGGGGCGGCCGCUAUCGCUGCCGCAGCAGCGGCGGCCGCUUCCCAGCAAUCGUGGAUGCUGGACAAGAGCCAGCUGAUGGGUGGCGGAGGAGGCGGUGGCGGUGUCGGUGGAUCGCAGCAACAGCAAAUGGCCUGGAUCAACCCGGGGGCUGGAGCGGGCGGUCCGUUGCCGGGCGCGAUCAAUCGGCAGUACAUGGACGAGAUGCACCUAGCGGACCACUUCCAGCAACUGCAAAUGGACUACCACGGUAACAUCGGUGGUGGUGCCGGCGGCGGGGCCACCGGUCCAACGCAACCGAACAUGAAUUUUAUGCAGUAUCCAUUCACACCAUCCAACGAUAUGGUGGGAGCGGGUGAGUUGCGACCGCCAUGGGAGCAUGAAAAGCAUGGUUGGUCACAGAAGUGGACUGGUCACUAGAGAGAAGCUAGUUCCGGGGGGGUGGUCGUGCAGUGCAGUCGACGAAAACAGCAGCAGCAGCAGCACACCGGCGGAUGACGGACGAUAAAAGGCAGAAAAUGAUGAAUGAAUAGGACAGGGACGGUAAGUUUGAGAUGGUUGGAAACAGUCACCCACCGCCUCGUCACCCAGUGUAAAACGAAAACGCCAUCGGUAUAGCGCAAGCGCGGCAAGCAUCAUCAUCCCCACAUCAAGCACACACACGAUCACGACGAACGACAAACUUCCCAGCUUCGAAUCUCCAGCACGACUCGUCUCGUCAGAUCCGACAGGAUGGCGCACGCGCGCGUGGUAGCCUCUAACGCAUAUGUAUACAAAAGCCUCGGUAGUAUGUAACAGGAUGUCGCUGUAGGCACGUAAAUUUGACCCAUGCUACGUUUUUAGAGUUCUCGGUUACCACCUCGGAACAAAAAAGGAGCUCCACUUUCCAAGCAAACACUUCUCUUCUUCGAACGACGGAGAUCCGUAAACAAUCCGAGUGAAAGGGCAGAAGGGGCGCACACAACAUACACAUAAUUUGUGCACGUCUUGUUUUUUUUUGGGUUAAGGAAACGAACGUGAAUAUUGAAUAUACACCAUUCGCUAUGGUAAAAUAUUAUCCUUUAUGCUAUAUUCCUUUUUUCGCGAUCCCGCCGAUGCCUUACGCGCACCGGUCUCAAAUGAAGUGAUGGCACCGAAAUGCACCGAACUUUCUUCUGCGCCGCGCCUUCUCGAGGGAAUCGAGCACCCAAAGCGCGUUCCAAAAUCUGUCCACUUUGUCUUGUAAUGCCUACCGUUGGCUUUCGAAUUGUUUUAAGGGGCCGCCGGAACAGGCUGUCGAUUGCGAGUCUCAACGUCCGUUUUUAACUUCCGGAAAAGCCGUACUACCGUAGCCGUAGCCUACUAUCGUUGAUAGUCUGUGGGAAGAAUGGAGAGGUUUUAAUCGAGAAGUUUGCCAACUUGCUGCUAAUGGCAACCACUGCUAGUAGUGCCACUGCUCUACCAACACCACCCAACACUACGUAAAGAAUACUCCCUCUUGCAAGCUUCGGCUCUCAGACAACACACUCUCAAACCUGAUCGUGACACACACACACAUACACAUUACAGCAAUAUAAUUAACACACUAUCCUGCUUAAUAAUAUUUACUAUUGCCUGCUACGAAGCGCAACUACUUAAAAUUUACGGUAUAGAGCGUGCUGUGACGUGUACGUGACACUCUGUGGCGCCUAGUGAACGUCUUUGGGAUGCCAGAGCCGCCAGAGUUCACAACACUUGAACACUUGGCCCGCCCGGGACUCAUUCUUGCUCCAUCCGCGCCACGCACAUUGUUUAGACGAACAUGAUCCAAGUUGUGUUGCGCCAAAAGAACACGCACGCCCCUUGCUCGGCACCGACCAUCUAUCGAAGGGGGACGGAAGUGUGUCAGGAGAGCAUAUAACCAGAACCAGGUGGUGUCGCGAACACGUUUAGAACUGGGGGAGUUGGACAACAAAAAUCACACACGCUUUAGUAAUAAAUACUCCUAAACCAAAAUUUACCGACACAACUAAAAACAAAACACACACAAAAUAAUAAAGAUAAUCUUCACGCGUCUCUCGCGGGUGAAACGGGGGUCAGCUCUAGAUAAGUCGGUUUUAUGAGUCAUACAGCGAAUCCAACGGCGAAUCCUAGUAGAGAUCCCUACACUUCCACGGCAGGUGUGGAGUUUUCUCUUAGCAUUGUUCAACAUUAACACUUGUGUCUACACUACGACGCACGGAGCGAUUUCUGGACCGCACACUAAUCGAAUCUGCAACCACAACAAAAAAAUCAAACGCCAACGACUACCAAGAAAAGGUCACUGAGGGGGAGGGUACUAGACGGACGGAAAACCAAGGUUUUGCUGUAAAAAGAAGGAAAGGAACAUUACACUACUAAUUCCAGAUGAAUUCGGUUAAGUUUCGCAUAACUAUUGUUAACCGCUGCGCUGCGCUGUAAUGUAAUGCUAACAUGGGGAUUUGCAAAGCACAUCCAGGAGGAAAGCUUCUCGAUGGUGGUAGCUUCCGAGAAGGGUAGUCGUUUACUACAUUUCUUAUUAUCUCAUACAUUUGUCCUAACCAUCCACGAGCGCGCCGACGCCCCACGUGUAGUAAUGACCGGAAGUGAUAGAUACUGCCCCGUUAGACACUGAAGAUCGAUCGUACUAGACGAUUGAACGCUUUUUAGCCUGCGUGGUGAGCUCCCCAGUGUACCGAUUUCCACCAGAUUGCGGUGCGUCCUCUUUCGAUUGGGCCUCGGAAGAUGCGCGCAUGGUUGUUGGCGGAAUUGGACUCUCUGGACGGUCUCACGCUUGCUUGCGAAAAACACAGCACACGAUUUAAAAGUGUAUGAAAAUAGAAUGAUGAAGUAGAGUUUGUUAGGUAGCGCUCUCUUCCGCGAUCGCACACCAGAUCAUCCAGUCGCUUCAGGAGUCUGCAAAGUAUAAACGAGGGUUUUCGAUGAGAAGAGGAGAGAAGCGUGUAUUCUCUGAUGCUACCGCGCUACUAAACAUUAGGUUUUGGUGACUGUAGAUGACGAUAGUAGAUCGAUAGUGGUGUUCCCAGCAUUAAACGGUGGUAGAGACAGAGGAAGAACUAAACGCAAAACAGUCAAACUGCUGCUACUAAACGACGCGCGAAGCAUCUUUCCGCAACGCAAACCUACACCUUCGGCUGCUGCUUGCUGAAACGAAGAAAGUUGAUAAGAGAUACGCUGCGCGCUGAGUAUCACCAAGACGUGGCGGUAGAAGAACGAACACUGUAGUGAGUAGUGUGCUGAUGAUCAUUUAUCACAAUAUAUUGGAAAAAGGUGAACAGAGGGUGAAAACAUAAGAAAAAAACCUACAUGAAUACUGAUGAAAAUACGAUCGUAAUAAAAACAAAGUAAUAUGGUGAACGAUAACCUAUAACACACAUGGCGUCAUGAUCGUUGUGUUGCUGCGCAUUAGUUCUACUUAAGCCGUGCUGCGGCUUGCGGGGAGGGCGACGGAAAAUAUGCUGCAUAAAGGACGUGGUGGUGUGGUUUAACACGGGGAAAACGAAAAAAACACCGUGAUCGCGGUUAACGAAAACUACUGAUGAACGCAAACGAGGCACGAGGAGCGGGACACUUACAGAGAAACACAUGAUUACUGACGGAUUAUUGAUUAAAUAAUGAGUACUAUUAUAUAUUAUUCUAUAAAUUAUAUAUUAUAUUUGGAACUACCCAAUAUGAAAACUGAAAACGGAAAAUUAUAAGUAAUGAAGCAGGUAAAAA